This is a messenger RNA of Cooperia oncophora, 900 nucleotides long. The record is from the annotation of a GenBank genome assembly. NCBI's taxonomy places the organism in Eukaryota, Metazoa, Nematoda, Chromadorea, Rhabditida, Trichostrongylidae.
AUGGGAGCUACCACCGUCAAUCGAGCCGAAAGGGUCACAUUCACCUAUCCAGCCUUACCUGAACUCAAUCUAUGUAUCGCCAUCAUCGCUAGCGCUAUCGCCUAUGGUACAUAUGCUGUCCUCAAAGCUAGCCAUGAAUACGUGUGGGUUAUGGGUGACUAUGGUGUGCAAGUUGAACUGCCUUUCUUUGGAACUGUCAUAAAGGAUCUCAGUAGCUGGGAAUGGAUUCAUUACUCUCCAUUUGCAUGGCGAUAUUUACCGGUAUUUCUGGCCCACACUGUGAUAUUCAACUUGGGAUCGAAAAUGAUCCCUGAUCUGCCUUUCACUAUCGUUUAUACUUUACUGAGCAUGGCAUCAUGCGUAUAUUAUUUCACACCAAGAUUGGUGGCACUUUCUCUUAUCCAGGGCACUUUGAUGUUUAGUGUCUCUCGCUUCUUCAAACGGAAAUUCGUCAUAUGGUUGUCAUCUCUGCCACUUCUCUACGCAGUGAUGCACCAUUCGCCCCAUAUUUCUGAUAAUCCAUUUCUGAUCUACACAUUUGUAUCCUACAGUAUGCUGAGCUAUGUGUCUUACUGUAUGGAUACGAUAGACAAGCCAGUAAGGAAAGAGGACGACACGUUGGUGAAACAAUACCUCCGAAUGAUGUUCUACACAUUCUACCAACCGUAUCUAUUCUCACUGAUUGUACUGUAUGCGGAUUUCGAGCGGCAGAUUUCUGAGCGACGACAGAAGACAAGGGACUGGAAGGCGGACUUGUUGUUCGCGUUGAGAAUCGCUUUUUGGUGGGGUGUGAUGGAGCUGUCGCUACAUUUUGUCUAUCAUGAAACUAUCCUUCGGAAUAUCGAGUACACCGAGACGCAUAUAUCAAAAGGAACACAUUUCGCGAUGGCACUCACUUUA